Messenger RNA from Candida tropicalis MYA-3404, 1317 nucleotides. RefSeq names its product snoRNA-binding rRNA-processing protein. Lineage: Eukaryota; Fungi; Ascomycota; Pichiomycetes; Serinales; Debaryomycetaceae. The record is from RefSeq and is a predicted model, not a curated record. Bases 1 to 1317 code for a protein of 438 amino acids. Gene Ontology annotation, cellular component: Pwp2p-containing subcomplex of 90S preribosome; small-subunit processome. Gene Ontology annotation, biological process: maturation of SSU-rRNA from tricistronic rRNA transcript (SSU-rRNA, 5.8S rRNA, LSU-rRNA). The transcript has a single exon. Gene Ontology annotation, molecular function: protein binding; snoRNA binding.
AUGGCAGAAAAGGUUAGAUAUUACUUGGAACAGUCUGUUCCUGAAUUGGAAGAUCUUAAAUCAAAGGGUCUUUUUGAUAAAAAUGAAAUCACGAUGAUCAUGAGAAGACGUACAGAUUUUGAACAUCGAAUUACUGGACGUGGAUGUAAACCAAAAGAUUUCCUUAGAUACAGUGAAUUUGAAUCAAACCUUGAGAAAUUACGUAAAAAGAGAUAUAACAGAUUGAGUAAAGUAGGUUUGAUUGAUACCAAGCCAAGUAUAAGUGAUUGGGCUGGAACUCGUCGAAUCAUGUUCAUAUUGGACCGUUCAACAAGAAGAUACCCUGGGGAAACUGACUUAUGGUCACAAUAUUUGAAAUUUGCCAAACAAAAUGGAGCCAUUAAAGUGAUAUAUAAAGUGUAUUCCAGAUUAUUACAAUUACAACCUAGAAACAUCGAUGCCUGGCUCUCUGCUGCCAAAUACGAAUUUGAAACAAAUGGUAAUGCCAAGGGUGCUAGAGUUUUAUUCCAGAAAGGUUUGAGGAUCAAUCCAGAGUCGACAGAGUUAUGGUUGAAUUAUGCUCAAUUUGAGUUGACAUAUAUUUCAAAAUUAUUAGCCAGAAGAAAAGUUUUGGGGUUGCUUACCGAAAAGCAACAACGAGAUGCUAUGGAAAGUGAAGAAUCUAAAAGGGUUGAAGCACUUAAGAAGGAUAAGAGUAAUGGCGAUGAUGUUGAAGGGGCUGAUGAUGAGUUUGCCAAUGAUAAAAUAGAAUUACCAAGUACUGAAGAAAUUAAGGAUGAAUUGAACCAUUUACCAGAAGCUGAUAUGAACAUGUUGGGUAAUCCAGAAACCAAUCCUGCAUUGAAGGGAGACGUUGUGUUGACUAUCUUUGACUUGUGUAUUCCAGCAAUUCUUAAAUCCUUACCUAAACAUUCCACCGUGAUCAAACCAGAUGAUAAAGUGUUUGAAAUUGUGGGAAAAUUCUUGAAUUUGAUUGACAAAUUUACUGAUUUGAAUAGAGAAUACUUGUACUUGCACAUUUUGAAUUACCUUCAAAAAGAAUAUUCCGACGAUUUGAGAACUACACUCAUUGAUAUAACCUUACCUAUUAGAGGAAUCACAGCUGCUACAGAUGGUUUAUCUUCCAGCUUACAAUUGUCGGUGAACAAAUUCAUUGCUUAUAAACGUAAAUUAAAGGACGCUGCACAAAGAGAUACAUUAACUAACAUGUUUGUUAACCAACUUAACAGUCAGUUCUUCAACGAUAACAACGAGCCACCAUCAGAAAAGGUUGAUACUUUAUUGAAAGCGAUCAUCAAGAAAUGUCGCACGAUCUAA